This is a messenger RNA of Maudiozyma saulgeensis, 4203 nucleotides long. Lineage: Eukaryota; Fungi; Ascomycota; Saccharomycetes; Saccharomycetales; Saccharomycetaceae. The record is from the annotation of a GenBank genome assembly.
AUGGUUGGUGUUACAGACUCUAGCAAAAGGUAUGAUCUUUAUUCUGAAAUUUAUGGUACAAAAAGAUUUGAGGAUUCUUUUAAAUCAAAUGAUGAAGAAAUUACAGCAAAUGAUCUUUUAAAAAUAUGUGAUUUUGAUAACCUUCUAAUAGGUGAUAUAACAAAUGAUCUGAUAGAAAAUAGAACCCGAGAAGUUAAACAGUCAGGAACUGAAGAUACUUCUUUCAUAUUAUCACAAAAGACAGCAAUCAAAAAUGUACCAGAUACACAAAGUUUAUCAAGUGCAGAUAAUACACCAGUUACUAGUCCAAGGAAAAUAGGUACCAGAAAUGAUAAUACUCCAAUGGGUUUAAAACAUCCACAGUUAAAUUCGACAAGUAAUAAUCCAUUUAGUACAAAUAAAAAGAAGAAUGAUAAUGAUCAACAGAAUGUACGGAAUAUGUAUUCUUCAACUGCUUCCUUAACAGGUUCUACACAUACUUUACAAGGUAAGAAUAGCAUUAACCAAAAAUUACAAUCUCAAGGUCCAACAGAAGAUUCACAUGAACAGAUGCAGAAUAUUAGUGUAAAAAAGAAUACUUUACCAAAGAAAAAGCCUUCUUUACCACAUUUAGCAUUAGCUGGUCUAAAGAAACAAUCAAGUUUCUCUAGUCCAUCGAAUACACCUACACAAAAGAAAUCACCAUUUCAAGGGUUUGGUUUAUUCCAUAGAUCUACAUCAAGAGAUUUUCAAGAUAUAGGAGAUUCUUCUCAACAUUCUCCACGCAUACCACAACAAAAUUAUGAAAUUUUAAGUAAUGGAACAAUUAAAGAUAAGGAGUCGAAUAAUAAUGAUAACAAACGUUUAACACCAACUUCAAGUUCGUUAUCUUUGAAUUCAUCUGCAUUAAAAUCGCUAGCUACAAAUUUUCAAUCAAGGAGGUCAUCUCAAAAAUUUGAUAAUAAGAACUCUACAGAAGUUGGUACAAACCCUUUUCUUGAUAAUCCAAGCAGCCCAUUAGCAACGUCCCAGAAUGCUUUUGGAUAUUCUGAUAAUAAUAACGGUCAUCCAAACAGCGCACAACAUUGUCAGAACAACCAAAUUGUUGGACUUGGUAUUAAAACACGAAGUUCAUCUGCCUCUUUGGUUUCAAAGAGGUUCACCUCGAGUUCAGGUUCAUCAUUACCAUAUCAUCAACGUCAAAGCAGUGUACAUCAGGGACAUAAGAAUCAUUAUAGACGUAGUAGUUUUACUCCACCAUCUUCAACUGUUUCGGCAAUGAAGCAAAAUUCACAUGCAAGAUCACAUUCCGUGAAGAAACCUCAUGUAUAUCCCGCUUUACUGUCCAAGGUAGCUCAAAAUUUUAGGGCAAUGAUACGGCUUGGAGAAUAUAAAAAAGACGGCUUAUUGUACCGUGAUGCAUUCACCGGGCAACAUGCUGUAGAUAUUUUAUGUGCAAUGAUAAGAACUAGUGAUAGAAAUUUGGCGUUACUACUUGGUAGAUCAUUGGAUGCUCAAAAAUUAUUUCAUGACGUGGUGUAUGAACACAGACUGCGUGAUUCUCCUUUUGAAAUUUAUGAAUUUACAGAUAAUGCUCGAUUCAUUGGCUCCGGGAAACCAACGCAUGAUCCAUUGAUGAUGAUGUCGAACCCUUCGACACAAACCAGUUUUGUAAGAACAAGUAAUCAAGGGUUAAAUAUGUCUAGUUCUACUUCAUCAUUAUCUAGUUACCAGACUAGCUCAACAUCACUUUCAGGUAUGCCGUCAAACGGUAGGAUGAGUCAGCAAACAUUCCCAUCAUCGGUCUCCUCAUCUUCACAUCCGAACCAAGAAGUAACCCCAAAAACAACAAACGUUAACGGUGUCUUUACUUUACUUUCAGAAUGUUAUUCCCCCACAUGCUCACGUGAUAAAUUGUGCUAUUCUAUUUCAUGCCCAAGAAGGCUUGAACAACAAGCUAGGUUAAAUUUAAAACCUAAUGGUGGGUUAAAGAGAAAUAUAUCUAUGGCACUGGAUGAUGAUGAGGAAGAAAAACCUUCCUGGACAAGUUCUGUAUCCGAAGAUAUUUGGAAAGAUUUACCAAAAAAAGAGAUUAAAAGACAAGAAGCCAUUUAUGAAGUUUAUAUCACAGAAAAGAAUUUUGUAAAGUCAUUGGAAGUGACAAGAGACACCUUCAUGAAGACACUGGCAGAAACGAAUAUUAUCCCCGCCGAUAUCAGAAAGAAUUUUAUUAGGCAUGUCUUCGCCCAUAUUAAUGACAUAUACUCUGUAAAUAGAAGAUUUUUAGAAGCUUUAUCUGAUAGACAAAAGAGUUCACCUGUGGUAAGAGGAAUUGGUGAUAUUAUACUUAGGUUCGUUCCAUUUUUUGAACCAUUUAUUUCUUAUGUUGCUUCAAGACCUUACGCCAAAUAUUUAAUCGAAACUCAGCGAUCAGUAAAUCCCUAUUUUGCCAGAUUUGAUGACGAUAUGAUGAGCUCAUCUUUAAGACAUGGUAUUGAUUCAUUUCUUUCUCAGGGUGUUUCUAGACCUGGUCGUUAUAUGCUAUUAGUUAGAGAAAUUUUAAAGUCAUCUAAUCCUGACAAAGACAAACGCGACAUGGAAGCCUUGGAGAGAGCUGGCGAAUCAUUGAAGACUUUUAUGAAGAGAAUAGAUAAGGCUAGUGGUGCUGCUCAAGAUAGACAUGAUGUUAAAUUACUAAAACAAAAGAUAUUAUUUAAAAAUGAAUAUGUUAAUAUGGGCCUCAAUGAUGAAAAACGUAAAAUUGUACAUGAGGGUAUACUAUCAAGAAAGGAAACUGGGAAGUCAGAUGCAACAGUGUCUGGUGAUAUUCAAUUUUAUCUUUUGGACAAUAUGUUACUGUUUCUAAAAGCAAAGGCUGUGAAUAAAUGGCAUCAGCACAAAGUAUUUCAGAGACCUAUUCCAUUACCGUUACUAUUUGUUUCCCCUUCUGAAGAUAUGCCUCCACUACGCAAAUACAUAGGGAGCUCACCGGCUUCAUCUGGUAGUGUGGUGAAGCCUGAGUACAAUGCAACAAAUCCCAAGAAUGCCUUAACUUUCUUAUAUUACGGUGCAAAACAGAGAUAUCAGGUAACGUUGUAUGCACCUCAAUACGCCGGCUUACAGACACUUAUUGAUAAAAUUAAGCAAGAACAACAACGCAUCAUUGACGAAACAUCCAUGAUAAACAUUACUAAGAUGAGUGACAAAUUUUUUGAUUAUUCGAAUAAGAUUAACAGCGUUACUUCCUGUGAUGGGGGUCGUAAAUUGUUAAUAGCAACAAAUUCUGGCCUAUAUGUUGGUAAGAUUAAAAGAAAGGACGCAAAAAUUCAAGAAACCAUAGAUGAUAAAUCAGCGAAUAACGGUGGUGGUUUAACGAGUCAGACUACUUUCUUCUCCACUCCUACGUUGUUGGUUCAAAAGAAUAACAUUGUUCAAAUUGCGGUAUUAGAAGAAUUUAAAUCUAUUUUACUUCUGGUUGAUAAAAAAUUAUAUUCUUGUCCAUUGCAGCUACUUGAUGUAGAAGGUAAUGCCACAUCAUAUUUUAAAAAGCAUUCAAAAGAGCUGAUCAAUCACGUCAACUUUUUCUCCGAGGGAGAUUGUAAUGGUAAACGUCUAAUCGUAACAGCACAUAACUCUUCGCAUUCCAUAAAAUUUUUUGAACUAGAACAUCCUUUGCUAUCUUCCGGUAAUGGAGCAAGUAACAAAAAGAGCUUGAAAAGAAAAAUUACAGAAGUUGUUUUUGAUUCUGAACCCGUUUCCAUUUCAUUUUUAAAGGCCAAUCUUUGUGUUGGGUGUAAAAAAGGAUUUCAAAUUGUUAGUAUCACACAAAAUGCGCAUGAAUCAUUAUUAGACCCCGCUGAUACUUCUCUGGAGUUUGCGCUUAGAGAUACAUUGAAACCUAUGGCAAUAUACCGUGUUGGAAACAUGUUUUUAUUGUGUUACACCGAAUUUGCAUUCUUUGUUAAUAAUCAAGGUUGGCGUAAAAAGGAUUCCCAUAUUAUUUACUGGGAAGGCGAACCUCAAAAAUUUGCUAUUUGGUAUCCUUAUAUUCUAGCUUUUGAUAAUAAUUUCAUUGAAAUUAGGAAAAUCGAAAGCGGUGAAUUAGUCCGUUGUAUUUUGGGAGAUAAGAUUAGACUACUUCAAAGUAAUACACAAGAGAUAUUAUACGCCUAUGAGGAUCUUCGUGGAUUCGAUACCGUUGCGUCGUUGGAUUUUUGGGGUUAG